UAUCAAGCUGUAUGUAAAACUAUUUGCUUUGGGACUAAAAACACUUCAGCCUUCAGUCUGAGUAACUUGGUAUUUUUCCACAAGAACAACUGCAGAAACAUGGCAAAAAUCAAUUCCUGUUUCAAGAAGACCUUUAUCUUCUUUAAUGCCCUUUUUGCGAUCUUUGGAAUUAUCAUUUUUGGCGUUGCUCUGUUUGGGCGGCAAUAUGCUGAGGACGCGAACACCAUGACAGGAGUAAUAUUUUUGUAUGUGGUCGGCUCCGGGAUAUUCAUCAUCUCUGUCUUGGGGGUUUUUGGAGCAUACAAAGAGAGCAAGUGCGCACUUAUUAUGUUCUUUGUCAUUAUGUGCUUGAUGACCGGAGGCAUGUUGCGUGUUGCCAUUCCUAUUGCAGUUAAUCGUGCUGAGCUCCGUUCGGCUGUCCAAGAAUACCUAAAAUCACCAUCGGCUAUGACUAAAGAGAUAAAGCACGCAUUAAUCUCCAUGCAAGCGCAUUUCAAGUGCUGUGGACUCAGUAAUGGAUACCAGGACUGGCAGGGGGAAGUUCCUGAGUCAUGUAACUGCGAGGGUUCCUAUAGUCCUGACAUGUGUAAGAGUGUUUUAACAAAUGUGAACAAGAACCUCCGGUAUAUAAGUGAAAGUACAAGUCAAAGGGUGUGGUCAAAGCCAUGUGGGCCUGUGUUUAUUGAAUAUUUGGACAAAAUCUUCAACAUCUCAUUGGCCAUGUUUUUCACCUUAGCAGCUCUGGCUAUCCUGGGAGGUCUGAUGUCUCUAAUGAUGAUCAUCAAGAUCAGCAAUCCAUCCAUCAGUCAGAUGCCGCCUAUGGCUCUUUCAUACCAGCCACCAAAAUACUCCGAGGUGGUUAAUUAUUAACCGGUUGGGUUUGAAGUGUUUAGCUGGUUGAGUUUCAUCUGACCCAAAAUGGCCCAGGCUUCUUUUAUGCAUAUUUUUAGCAUUUCUUAUAUGUCUACAUGACUGGAAGGAAAAAAAGAAACUUCCUUUAUGAUAUAUUUUACCAGAUCUUUGUCUUUAUGUCUUGGACACCUUGCAUUUUUAUAUAAACAUGUAUUAUUCCUACUCUAUUGUGUUAGUAGUAAUGGCUAUAUAUAAUGACUAUAUUUUUGAUCUAAUUUUCAGUAGAUUUUCCAUAAACAUCCCUAAGAGAAGUGAUGCAGAGUCCAAUAUUCAUAUAAACCGAGUUUUACUGUUUGUUUAUUCAAGAUAGUAAUUAUUUUCAGGUUUACAGUUGUUUCAAUAAAAAAAAAUUAAAUAAUAAAACUCUGAGUGUAAAAGUAA
Molecule: messenger RNA, 1293 nt
Organism: Tachysurus vachellii
Lineage: Eukaryota; Metazoa; Chordata; Actinopteri; Siluriformes; Bagridae
Product: tetraspanin-8-like
Exons: 9
Coding region: 100-870 (256 amino acids)
Cellular component (GO): membrane
Source: RefSeq, a predicted model, not a curated record